AUGCAGGUGCAGCUGUGGGGAGGUAGCUUGCAGCGGUGGUAUGCAGAACACUGCGCGAUUACAGUCUCGAUUUCGGGUACGCGGUACUUGAUCGAAGCGGGAUCGCCGGGACGAGGAGUAGUACCUUUUGUUGCGUAUUUGGGCUGUGACGAUGAUGUAGAUAAAAAUCUUCGUGAUGAAAACGAUCCGGGUUGCAGGGCCGAACCUUCACAAGCUUUUGUCGAUAGCGUGAAGGGCAGAAUUUUUAUCCCAGAAAAGGGAGUUCCUUCGUCUGAACCUUUUGCUUCUUCAGUUUCAACCGGAACUUUUUCUUCUGCAACUAUUUCGACUCCCUCUUCCUCGUGUGCAGAUAGCGGCUUGACUUGCUGCGGGAGCGGAAUAGUUUCUACACUGCAUCGCUUUUGUUCAGUAGGUGGAGCUUCCUCUUCUAGUAGCUUCUCUCUCUCCGACAGAAGUAAUGAUCUUCUCAAGCGCUGUUAUCCAGCGCAGGAGAUGCGCGAAUCCGACAGCAGUAGCGCUAUCAUGUAUCGUACGGUGGAGGAUCCCAUAGGCGGAUUUUUGUAUCGCGACAAACGCGUGCGCCGUAAGCCGACCUGCUCUGAAAGCGAUAAAAUCCUCCAGUUCAGAGAUGAUUGGGUGUGGAAGUUCCGCUACCGCAAGCACCCCAAUAUCGUCCCUAUGCGUGUCUUCUACCCGGCCUUGGAACCAGCGGCGACAGAAGAGAGGCUCUGA
Messenger RNA from Amoebophrya sp. A25, 732 nucleotides. NCBI's taxonomy places the organism in Eukaryota, Dinophyceae, Syndiniales, Amoebophryaceae. The record is from the annotation of a GenBank genome assembly.